Adelges cooleyi (spruce gall adelgid) is the source of this 462-nucleotide messenger RNA. RefSeq lists its product as uncharacterized. The coding region runs from base 52 to 462 and encodes 136 amino acids. The transcript is spliced from 4 exons. NCBI's taxonomy places the organism in Eukaryota, Metazoa, Arthropoda, Insecta, Hemiptera, Adelgidae. The record is from RefSeq and is a predicted model, not a curated record.
UUAGUUGUAUAUCUGCUUUUGUGUAACAAACUAGAAUUGGACAAUAGUUUUAUGAUUUUACUGCUGCUCAGUACAAUGUCGACGAAAUCUUUAAUUUUAUUAUUAUUGGUGGUAUGGAAAAGCCAAAUUACUUACAGUGAACCAUUAUCCAAUAAAGUUGUUGAAGCAGCAAAAAAGGGAUUUCAAGGCUGCAUGGCUAAAAAUGGAGUACUCGUCGGCAUGCUAAGUAGAGACAUUCCAGACGAAGAAAAAAAAUUUGAAAUGCUUGCAAAUACAUAUCACACUUUCGACAAACCAUUCGUUGUCAACAGGAUUGAUAAAGGAGUGGCUAAUGAAAUUUGUAAACAUGCCUUAAGCGAUGAAAAUUCCAAACAACAUUUCAAAGAUCACGAGGACUGCAUGAAUAAAAUGCAACUAUGUUCACAUAUGAUAAAAGACAAUGUAGACCAUCCUAAACUAUAA